Oryzias latipes (Japanese medaka) is the source of this 2064-nucleotide messenger RNA. RefSeq names its product gap junction beta-6 protein-like. Gene Ontology annotation, biological process: cell-cell signaling; gap junction-mediated intercellular transport. Gene Ontology annotation, cellular component: connexin complex. Gene Ontology annotation, molecular function: gap junction channel activity. The record is from RefSeq and is a predicted model, not a curated record. Lineage: Eukaryota; Metazoa; Chordata; Actinopteri; Beloniformes; Adrianichthyidae.
ACUGUUUUUAUUGGUUAUAUGUUCUUGUUAACUGAUUGGAUAAAUUCUACCUGUCUUUCUAUCUAUAGUAUAUAUACAUUUAUAAUAUUAUUUUUUAAUAUCUUAGUAAAUCAUUUUGUAUUUUUUUUAUCUAAAAUAACAUGUUCUCUCUUUGUCUUGCCUGUUUUUGUGCAACUUUCUCCUCCGACGUGGGUUUUAUUUUGGUAAUCUAUAACAGGAAGUCAAUUUUUGAGCCAACAUCAAUUUGGAAGUGUAUGUCAAAGUUUCAUUCAUACAAGGCAGAAGAGUGUUUGAUUGUAUCUUAUUAGUCAUGAUGUUUUUUUGUUUUUGGUUUCAUGAGUGGCAAAAAUAAACAAAAAUCGGACAUUUUACAAGAAAAAGUGUCUUUAGGAAGUUUGCUAAAGUCGGCAGUGUUCAAGUCCUUCAAGUUUCACCGUUUUCUGUGGUUUGCAGCCUCUGCGUGACCUGAUCCCAGAGGGAAACGUGGGUUGUGUGGGCGGCAGAGCUCAGGUUCGGACACUGGGAUCCGUGUGUUUUCCUCAGAGUGGGCUCGGUCCAGUGGGAAGGGGGGUUGAUCAGUUCACACGAAUGCUGGCGGCGGGCCGUCUCCUGCCUCCUCACCCCUUCAUUCCUUUUCAUCCCCUGUAUCCUCCUUCUCCGUGUUCCAGGCUGGAGGCUGGACCUGUGUUCAGCCCGGCGGAGCCGCAGCUGCUGCCCCUCUGCGCGUCCAGAGGAUGUCUUGGCCCGCUCUGUACGCUCAGCUGGUGGGGGCCAAUCGUCACUCCACCUCUCUGGGUAAAAUCUGGCUCUCGGUGCUGUUCCUUUUUCGGGUCAUGGUGCUGAUGGUUGCCGCGGAGACCGUCUGGGGGGACGAGCAGUCGGACUUUGUGUGCAACACACUACAGCCCGGCUGUGAAAACGUUUGCUACGAUCAGUUCUUUCCCAUGUCCCACAUUCGCCUGUGGUGCCUUCAGCUCGUCUUUGUCGCCGCGCCAACGCUUCUGGUUUCCAUGUAUGUGGCCUACCGUAACCAAGGCGACAGGAAGAAGCUCCUGCAGAGCUCUGGUAGAACCGGAUUCCUCAGCAGCAAAAACCAAGAGGAAGAGCUAGAAGCCCUGAAGAGGCGCAGACUCCCGAUAACCGGACCUCUGUGGUGGACGUACCUCUUCAGCGUGGCGGCCAAGCUCCUGUUUGAAGUCGGAUUCAUGUACGCCCUGUAUGUGGUCUACGACGGCUUCCGGAUGCCGCGCUUGGUGCAGUGCGACCAGUGGCCUUGUCCAAACCUGGUGGACUGUUUUAUCUCUCGGCCUACAGAGAAGACCAUCUUCACGGUUUUCAUGGCCACCACCUCUUCCAUCUGCAUGGUCCUCAACGGGGCGGAGCUUGCUUACCUCGUGACCAAGGCCAUCGCGAGGAGCCUCUGGCGGCAGAAGGACGAGACGCUAACCAGCAGAGAGAAAUGUGGCGAGGGACAAACGAGAGGUCACCUGGUUCUUUAAGGCACUGCAACUAGAUAAAAAGGCAAAAAAAAAAAAAAAAACUGUAUCGUUUUCUAGGAUAUAGUUUCAGCAGAGAAGCAAUAGUUCAGAAGAAUUUACCUUUGAGUUGUGGGCGGGAUAAUUGGGGCACAGCAACCCCACCCCCUUCCUGUCAUCAACCUGUUUAUCCAUCUGUCCAUUUGAAUAAAGAAAUACUUAGAAAUGCAAUUUUAAGCUCAGUUGUCUUUAAAUAUCUCCUCCAUUAUACGAACAAUUCCACAAGAACGUGUUAAAAAACACAAUUUUCUUCAGAGUGGGGCUUUGACUGUUGCUAUGGUAACACCAUCCCUUCAGUGUUGAGGUAAAAAGUGAAAAAGUCCUCAUCAAUUCAACAAUUUACUUGAGUUUGUGCAGUUGGAGAAUGAGAAUGUGCAAAUACGAAAGCGAGGAGGAGCAUGUUCUGUAGCGUUUGCGCCAUCUAGUGACUGCAAGUGAAAACAACUGGAGAGACAGUUGACUACAGGUGGUUUUUGUUUUGCUUCAAUCUGUUGUCUUUAAAGUUGUCAAUAAAGAAUGUUUAGGACUC